Messenger RNA from Lingula anatina, 3628 nucleotides. RefSeq lists its product as uncharacterized. The record is from RefSeq and is a predicted model, not a curated record. Lineage: Eukaryota; Metazoa; Brachiopoda; Lingulata; Lingulida; Lingulidae.
UCGUACACUCUAAAUUUCCCUGGGUUAAAUUUUAACCCAAAAUUUGGGUAACACGUUUUGGGUCAAAAAUUGGGUCAAUAUUGGGUCAAAAUGACUACCAUUUGAAUCAAUAUUGUAACCCAAGUACUGGGUCAUUAUGUCAGCCAAUCAGAAUCGACCGCCCUGAUGUAACCCCCAUAGAAUCCUGACCGUGAUAGCACCCGACCGCAUUGCUGCUUCAUCCACUGCGGUAUGGCAGGAUUUUUGGAGAAAUUUCUUGGGGCCUGCGGCCUCCCUGAGUAUGUCGAGAAAUUCCAUGGUAAGUACUUGACUUUAAGAACAUUUUCAUAGAGCUAGGACUUUAUUCGACCUGGAGAAAAAGCGAUGAUUCUAGGAAAUCCUCCGUGUGGCUGUUUGAGUGUUGGUGGUGGGUCGUACAGCGUCGUACACACGCACAGCCUGGCGUGCAUUCUCAUCCCGGCGCUAUGCCGAGCCUAUAGCGCUAACCUAUCUAAUCAUUCAAUUAUCAGUUGUGUAUUUUCGGAUGGCAACCUUGAUUAUCUAAGCCAUGAUCUGCUGAACUUCGUUAGGCCACUGACUGAAUCUUUUAAUCGUCCCAUUAUUUGCCAUUCCUACAUUUAGUGGCAACUGAAAACAAACAUGGCAGCCCCCACGAUAAACCAGGAAGUUGAAAGGGAGAUGUUCAAAUCUGGAGUUUUACACCAAAUAUCAUUACUGUAAUGUGAUAAAAUCUCUCAAGGAAGCAUGGAGAUCAGGGCGUUGAUGAUACUGUAUUUCCUCUUCUCCGAGAAGGAAUGAUAAAAGAUCUAAUUCCCAGAAUAGGGGACCGUGCAAAGUUUCUGGACAAGUAUGAUGAGUGGAAAAAGGUAUGAAUAAUAAAUUAUAUUAUUAAAAUGGCCUAUACUUGUUUUAAGUGUAAACAACUUAUUCCUGGACCUCCAAAAAAUCUCAUCACACAUUUGAGAAAUGUCCACGCUUAUACUAAUGGACCUGGAUUUCAAUAUAUAUGCUGUCAAGAAGGAUGUCAAAGAACAUUUCACCAAGUGUGGUCCUUUAUCCGACAUCUUUCUAAUGUGCAUCCAUACAAUGUAAAUGAUGUAGUUCCAGCAGACAAUGUCGAUAAUGAUGCUGGGUUGGACUUGCCAGAUCAUAUAAAUGACGAUGUUGAAAUGAAUGAUGUUCCACCACCUGUGCCAGAGAGGAAUCUUGAUGAUGAUGAACUGAAGAGACUUGCAAUGGACUUUGUUUGCCAGCUAAAACAGAUGAACUGCUUAAGUUUAUCUGCAAUGAAUCGUAUAAUUCAGUGUUCCUCCCAAAUGUUUGGUGAUAUAAUCACUCACCUGAAAGCCACAACAAUGCGUACUCUCAAUCAUUUAAAUGUUGACAUGAAUCAUGAUGAAAUCGUAAGUUUACAGUCAGAUUUUGAUCGUCUAUCAACACCAUUUGCUGGUUUAGAGACAGAUUUAACGCAGAAACAAUUUUUGGAGGAUAGUGGUAUGUAUAUUGCACCAGUAUCUGUUCCUCUUGGAGUUAAAUUUGUACCAACAGUUGAUCCAAAAACUGGGGAUUUACAUCAAACACAGAAAACAGCUACAGCCCAGUAUAUAUCAGUGAAGUCAACUUUGAAAUUGGUUGUUGAACAGCCUGGUGUUAUCGAAAUGAUGAUGAAUUAUAGAACCCAAAAUGAUGGUGUCUUGCGAGACUUUCAUGAUGGAGAAUACUAUCGGAGACACAGACUACUGAAUAAUGAAGAUGUCAUUACAAUACCAUUACUACUAUAUUUCGAUGAGUGCGAAACAGUCAACCCACUAGGGUCCAAGCGCACUGUGCAUAAAUGUGGCUUUUUUUAUUACACGUUGAAGAAUAUUGAACCAAAACUUUCAUGUUCCAAUGCCAAUUGCUUCCUUAUGGCAGUCUCUAAGACCAGUGACAUAUCAGAAUAUGGUUACGCAGCUGUACUUGCUCCUGCUAUUGCAGAUCUAAAGGAACUGGAAACAACAGGAUUUCAUAUUGACACAGAUGUGUUCACCGGAACAGUCAAAGCUGUAGUUGCUCAGGUUACAGGAGAUAAUCUUGGUCUUAAUAGUCUUUUUGGAUUCACGGAAAGUUUCAGAGCAAAUUAUUCAUGCAGGAUAUGUAAGGUUCACCGAGAUGAUAUGAUAUCACAGGUAGAAGAUAAGCCUGACCUUUAUAGAACACGUGAAAUGUAUGAAGCAGACCUUGCUCAACAUGAUGUUACACUAACUGGGAUUAAGUCUCCCUGUGCCCUCAAUGAUCUAUCAGAGUUCCAUGUUACAUCAAAUUUUGUGGUGGACAUAAUGCAUGAUCUACUUGAAGGAGUGUGUUCACUGGAAGUCAAGCUUAUUCUAAAUGGAUUGAUACAGAGUAAUGUUUUAACAAUUGAUGAGUUAAAUGCACAGAUCAAAAGUUUCAACUAUGGCUUUUGUGACAGCCAUAACAAGCCCACUACCAAUACAAUUACAGAAUUGUCUUUGAGAAAUCCAGAUGGGGCAUCAGGCCAGAGUGCUUCCCAGAUGUGGUGCUUGGUUCGUUAUCUUCCCUUAAUGAUCGGACACAUGGUCGAUGAAAACAAUGAAUACUGGCAAUUGUUAAUUGUGCUUCUCAAAUGUAUGGAUAUAAUAUUUUCACCAACAGUUACUUUGGGAGAGAAAUUUUAUCUCAAGGAACUCAUUAGAGAUCACCACAACUACUUUCUGGCUUUGUUUCCACACAGACAUUUAAAACCGAAGCAUCAUUUUAUGGUCCAUUAUCCUAUGGUCAUCCGAAAAAUUGGACCCUUAGUUCAUUUCUGGACCAUGAGGUUUGAGGGCAAGCAUAAUUUCUUUAAAAGAAUUGCCCAUGUCACUUGUAACUUUAAGAACAUCCCUAAAACGAUGGCCUUAAGACAUCAAACUGAUCUCUCAUGUCGACUGUAUGCUCACUCUGUCCUCAAACCAAAGGUUUUAGAAAUAGGUACUGGAAGUUCUCACAUACUUGCUACAUUGGACAAUGCAGAACUGAUUGCUACAUCAUUUGCUAACAUGCCACUAUACGGAGAACUUUAUCUGGCCAAUUGGAUUGAAAUGCAGGGAACUAACUACCGGCCAGGCAUGACACUUAUUAUCGGACGUUCAGACAAUGACUUAUUCUUGUUUGGAUUGAUUGUGAACAUUCUUGUUGAUGACAAUCAAGAUGCCAAAUUCUAUCUGCGGAGAUGGAAAACAAUCGGGUUUGAUGAGCAUUUUCAUGCGUAUGAAGUUGAAGAAGGCCCUGAUGUGUCCAUUCUAAACUGUGAUGACUUACUGGAUUCUAUUUAUUUUUAGUUUAUGUUUUUGACUUUGUUUUCCAUAAUCUGAGUUAAAUCUUUGCAAUCUAAUGCACUAAAAUAGUUCACUUUCAUUUUUAGGAGGAGAAAAAAACAUACCCACUAGCUUCGUCAGGUAUUGUAGGAAAGCAAUGGAAAAUGGAAAAUCAGAUAAAAUUGAAGUUAUCAUCGUUAUAAAAAGAAAUGGCAAGGAUGUCACCUCACAACACAAAAGGCUUGUUGAGGAUUGCACCAAAAGGUUACAUUUUAAACUUUCUAAAUUGGCACCAUCAACCCCUCAACCAAGGCUACAACCCCAAACAU